Molecule: messenger RNA, 3799 nt
Organism: Blepharisma stoltei
Lineage: Eukaryota; Ciliophora; Heterotrichea; Heterotrichida; Blepharismidae
Source: the annotation of a GenBank genome assembly
AUGUUUGAUUUUCAAUCUUCUCAAGUUUCGCAAGGCCCAUUCACUACAUCCCACAAAAACCAAAGAAUCUUUCGAGCUAGUUUUUCUCCCAUACAUAAUAAAAGAAAGUUGAAUAAUCAAAAAAACGUGUACUACCCAGAUGAAGUAGAAAUCCUCCAACCUGAGAAGCCUAUUUCUUCAAAGCGCGCCCUAGAACUCUUGCAUCAACUAAAAGAGCAGCCACAAACUUCACAUCUUAUCAAGAAAGAAUUCCUGAGAAGUAAAACUACAGAACCUGAUCCUUUUGAGCUCCAAAAAAAGAUUUCGUUGGAAAUGCAUCCUCUAUGGCAGGAGAGUUUGAAAGUUUGGCUAAAUGCAAUAGAACCUGAAGUCACCGCAAGAUCUGAUGGUGAAACAAUCCAAACAAUUUCAUAUGACAAAUUCAAGGACCUUCGGCUCUGCAUCUACAUGUCUCUAAACCCAGAAUUCAAAUACGAAGAUGCUCUUUGCGACAUAUGAGAAGAAUGAGUAAUUCUUACUAAUUCUCACAAAGAAUUGAGAGUGCUGAGAGAAUAUGACUUCUCCAACGGUUCACUCAACUAUAAAUAUCUAUCGAAGUUUUUGCAGGAAAUUGUUUCGAGAAUGAGCCCACAUCUUGAUCCUAUUAGCUAUGUUUUCAUUUUCAACUCGAUCAUGAUGAACUCGUCGGAUGGAGAAAGCAUUGAAGAAUCCAAACUCAGGAACUGGAGAAAAAUAAGCAAGUUUCCGGCUGCCUUUUUUGAUAUUAUCAAGAAAUUGUCGACGAAAAACCCUAGAAAGGUAGAGUUUACGCAAUGGUUCCAGCAAAAUUUUGCACAUCUUUCUGACAUGCAAAUGCAUGUAACAAAUUUGUUGAUGGCAGUUUUUCCUGAGGACAACCGAAUUCAUGAUUUAUGGAGAAAGUUUGUGACUCCAAACACGAGUGCGAUUUUAGUUGAAUGCAUUGAAACUCUGAAUAAUGCUUUGAAGAGCAAUGGAGCACUUGGAGCUGAAUUUAGUCCCUUAAGAGACCAAAAAGUUAGGCUCCCUGGCAGGUUAAAAACAAGAGAGGGGGAAGUUAAUGAAGAGCCAAAAAAGGUAGAAGUGCUCAGGGAUGUAAAGCUGCCAAUAAUAGGUAAGUCUUGCUUGCCUAAUAAAGAAGGCUCUAUUGAAGAAGUAUCAAGAGAUACCUCAAAGGAUCUUCAGAUUUCAGAUGCGAUCAUACUGAAUUCUGAUUCAAAAAACCAACUUUCAAUUAUAGAAGACAGGUCUAUGAAGACUUUAGAAGUGCUUAACUCGCCUCUUUAAGCAGGGAGAUUAAUUUUUUUUUAAUAAAUUUUAUAUUGGAAUUGCUUUUAAAAUUCACAAUUAGCAAAAAUUGAAAAUUAAAAUUAAUUUUAUUUAUAAAAUUUAUGUUUUUAAAAUGAAACUUGCUGAAAUUCAGCAGAAUUAGUAGGAAUUUCAUUGUACUACAAUCAUUUAUAUAUCGAAAUUCUCACGAUAAAUAUUUGAUUAUUAAAAAAAUUUUGUUUAUUGGUUUUUCUCAAAGAAUAGUGAUUUUCCAAUUGUUUUGUUCGCCCUCAGAGGGGUAAGAAUUUCCAAAAGGCCAGCAGCUUAAUCUCUAAAUUCACAAAUAAAUCGUUGGAGUCUGGAGUGCAAUCUCCAGAAAGCGAGAAGUUUAUGUCUCCCAGGUUUACACCUGAGGAUCGCGAAUUCAAGCUUCAGCUAAAGCCAAAGGAUGCUGAUAGCAAUCCUAUUCAUAGCCAAAUGGCGCAGUCUCCAAUGAGCACAUUGCUGAGCAAAAAGAGAUUUUCAACUCCUCAUCUUCGGGCAAGAAAAGAAGAAAUUAAUCCAAGAAGUGAAUAUACAUAAAAUGGCGUAUGGCGACCGACCCGUCCUCUCAGUGACGGUAACCCAUGUAUAUCCGGGCAUGGUUUUCUGAAGAAGCGACUUAGCCCAGCAAUAUCUGGACCCUGGUGGCGACCCGGGACAAACACAGACCCGCUGAUCGUGUCCAGAUCCUAGGGCAGUUAGGAGCAUCUUCUUUUUCCAGCAGCGCCCAAGCCAGUGGGUGCCCGAAAUGGAGCUGGUGACUUACCUGCUCAAGCUGCUACUGUGGUCUGCCCCGAAUCGCGGAAGCGAUUGAGAAUUUUCUCAAGCGGAUAAGCUGGGAAAAGGGGAGGCAGAUUAGACGACAAGGCGGUCUCUCCAGUCAAAAGGGCCCCAAAACGGGGCGAUCUGGACAACCGGAGGCAAAGACUGGUGUAAUUCGGGGCGGAAGGCUGAGUUGGAAAUGGUGGUGCCCGGCGACGGUCGGCGACGACCCAAUAGGGCAACCCACUACCGAGAAACCAGGAGUUUCGGCCUGGGCUCAGAGAACCAGUGAUGGAAGUCCAUCCUUUUCGCUCGUGCCGACACAGCUCCUUAAGGAGCGCGGAGGAAUGCCACGCAUGGAAGCAGGGACCUUAAAUACAUAUCGCUUAAUUAUUAUUAUUAUUAUUAUUAAUCCAAGAAGUGAAAUCUUAGCUUCACCAUUAAACAGGAGGAACACUGCUCAUUCUGCUAAAGAAAGUACAGUAAAACGAAUUUUAAAGUCUUAUGAUUCCAAGCCUUCAAAAUUAGAAGAUAAAAGCGAUUCCAAAGACUCUUCUAUUAUCCUGGUAAAUGGGAAAACCCCAGUUAUGUAUUAUUAUGACAGACCACAAAGUAAGCCAAGGGCAUCUGAAACACGAAGUGAUAGAAGAGACAAAUCCAGGAUAGCGAAUCUUUGGGACAGAAGAAGCAAUGAUCCAAAAUACAAUGGAGAAGCCAUUUGAAAUGAGUUUUUAAACAAAAUGAAUAAGUAUGUUUUAGUAAACAAAAGACCGCCAACUAAGAAGAGUGACAAGCGAAGUAUGCAAAAGGUAAUGCUAAACUAUGCAAAGCAAAGGGAGGAGUAUUGAAAAAAUAAAGUCGAAGCCAGCAUAUAUGGAGAAAAUAUAAAUACCCAGUCAGCGUACUUAGAAAUUGAUGUUGCUAACUCUCCCCCCCCUUUAAAUUGGAACUAAAAAUUUUGUUCCAAUUUAAAGGGGGGUUAAAAAAAUAUUUUUAAAAAAAAAUUAAUUAUAAAAUUUUUUAUAAAAAAAAAAAAUUUCAAAAAUUUAUCGAAUUAGAUUAAUAAAUUUGUUUAAUAAAAUGCUAUUUACUCUUUAUCCUUUAAAACAAGCAAGAUAUAACUAAAAUUUUAUUAUUAAUUAAUACGCCAAUAUUAAUUGGUAUCAAAACUAUUUACACAAAAAUUAUUAUUUUUAUUGAUAACAAAAAAAAUUAAAAAAAACAAAAUUUUAGAAAAUUUAUCAAUCAAAGUGCUAAUUUUGUUCAAAUAAGAUAAUUAUUUAUACUAUAUUCUUUAAAAUAAAGCAAGAGAUAAGUAAAUUUUGAAUUUUUGUAAAGAAAUUCGUAUUGGAUUUAUAUCAAAGCUGUUUAUAUAAAAAAAAUAUCAUUUUUAUCAAAAAAAAAAAAAUUUUUUUGAAAUUUUUUAAAACAAUUACAAUUAAGGAUAAUAAAUUUAUUUAAAUAAGAUGCUCUUUAUACUCUAUUCUUUUAAACAAGAGCAGGAUAUAACUAAUUUUUUUAAUUUUAGUUAAGAAGAAACAUUUAAAUUAUAUCGAAACUUUUUACAUAAAAAUUAUGAUUUAUUAUAUAAAAUUUUUUAUUAUAAAAUUAAAUUUUGUUCCAAUUUAAAGGGGGGUUAAUUUACCAAAAAAGUGAAAAUUUUACCUAUAUUUUGUUCCAAUUUAAAGGGGGGGGGAGUAAGUCAUAG